ACGGUUGCUGCUAUUUAUUGGGAAGGGAGAGGGCUUCAGGGCCCUGCUUGGGGGAGAGGGGGUCCUGUAGCCCCUUCCCGGCAUACCCAUUCCACCUGUCACCCCCCUUUCCAGAAAGGUAAACUGAGAGCAGGUCCCUAAGUCUGUCCUUCUUUGGGGACCCAGUGCCUCACUUUACUCAGUAGCUGAACACCCAACCUCUAAACCCCCAACCGCUGAACCCCUAGCCCCUGACAUCUGACCCGACUUUGGCUGCAGGGGCAGUCUUUAAGACCCAGCCUCAAACAGGCUGAGGUGAGGUCUGUUCCCCAGGAAUGGUAACCCCCCCCCACUUUGACUUGCCUGCCCUUAUCAGGGGCCGCAGCCAAUCAGCUGAGUGCUGAGAGGAGCUCUCUGAGGGGCCACCAGAGCCUCAGAGCCCACAAGGCAGCUGAGGGAGAGGAAGCCUAAGGGCCUGAGGUGGGCGCUCAGACCUUGGAGCCACCAUGGCUGCAGCCGAGAUGGCCUUGCCCUCCAUCAACACGCUGACCACCCUGGGCCCCUUCCCGGACACACAGGAGGAAUUCCUCAAGUGGUGGCGCUCCGAUGAGCAGCAGGACCUGGGUCCAGGGCCCCCUGGCCCCACAGGGCUGCCCCUUCACGUAAAGCCGGAAUCAGAAGAUGUGCCCGAGGAGGAUGAGGACGAAGAGAGGGACGAGACCGUCGCCUGGGACCUGGAUCUCCUCCUCACCAACUUCCCGGGCCCGGAGCCAAGCGGCCAGGCCAGGACCACCGCUCUGGCUCCCAGCGAUGGCCCGGGGGGGCAAUACUCGCCGCCGCCUGAGACUAUGGGCGCGUACGCGAGCAGCCCGGGGCUCGUGACUGGGCUCUUGGGUCCAGAGGAGCACCCGGGCUGGGCGCGCCCGGCCCACCGAACCCCGGCCCCCGACGCCUUCUUGGGCCCAACCCUGGCCCCGACCCCUGAACCCAAGGCGCUGCCGCUGCAGCCAGUAUACCCUGGGCCGGGCGCAGGCUCCUCGGGCAGCUACUUCCCGCGGACAGGGUUUUCAGUGCCCACGGCGCCAGGCCCCCCCUACGGCCUGCUGUCCGGGUACCCCGCGCUGUACCCGGUGCCGCAGUAUCAAGGGCAUUUCCAGCUCUACCGCGGUCUCCCGGCGUCCGCGCCCGGCCCCUCCGCGCCCCCCCACUUCCUGAGUUGUCUGGGAACUGGGACUGCGGGCGCGGGGAUAGGGGGCACCGUAGCUGACCCAGAAGGGAUCGGGGAGGCUGUGCCAUGCAAGCGCAGCCGGCGCUCGUGGGCGCGCAAGAGACAGGCGGCGCACACGUGCGCGCACCCAGGCUGCGGCAAGAGCUACACCAAGAGCUCACACCUGAAGGCUCAUCUGCGCACGCACACGGGAGAGAAGCCAUACGCCUGCACCUGGGACGGCUGCGGCUGGAGGUUUGCGCGCUCCGACGAGCUGACCCGUCACUACCGGAAGCACACGGGACAGCGCCCUUUCCGCUGCCAGCUCUGUCCCCGAGCAUUUUCGCGCUCUGAUCACCUCGCCCUGCACAUGAAGCGCCACCUUUAAGCCCCAUCCUGACACCUGAACCCUCCUGGAGAAUGGGGCUGGAACAAGAGCUAGUGGAUCCACGCGGGGUGGUUUUCCUACGGACGGACCCGCUCCUGGACUCGCGAACUCAGAGACCCACCAAAAGAUCUAGAAUCGACUCAUACAUAUAUAGACUUGAGGGAGCCUCAGAGGAAGCUUUCCACAUGUUCUCAGUCACAUGGAGCGACACAGAGACGUCCAAGAGUCACACAGACCCAGGGAGACAGACCUCCAGAUUCACUGAUCCAGAUGGACGCUCAGACAGCUGGACCCUCAGAUCAGCUCACAGGCGGCCCUGGACAGUGGGGGGGGGGCACCUUGGGGGGCUUCCCAGAGACCCUGUGUCUAGAAAUGGGCUUCACAUCAAGACCCUUCCCGAAGCUCUGCACGGUGGCAGUGCCCUCUGGCCAUAGCCCUCCACCACGGCCUGGCAUCAGCUGUGAAUGGUUAUGGGUUCUGUAAAAAUGCCCGUCCCCCCAUAAAGCUUCAGUGUUGGCCUGACUUUGUGGGUUUUGAGGACUGGAAGAUGGGAGGAGGCUGUAUCCCUGGAGAUGAUACCAAAAAAAUAACCAAACAGACUCAUAGCGACCCUAUAGGACAGAGUAGAACUGCCCCAUAGAGUUUCCAAGGAGAGCCUGGCGGAUUUGAACUGCCAACCUUUAGGUUAGGAGUCGUAGCACUUAACCACCGCACCACCAGGGUUUCCAAAACUUCCACCCAAUGUGGGGCUCGAACCCACGACCCUGAGAUUAAAAGUCUCAUGCUCUACGACUGAGCUAGCCAGGGGCCCUGGAGAUGAUAUUGGGACCCAGGUACGCUCUCAGCUCCUAAGCCCCAGCGACGCCCCUCACCCGCUCCUCCCCGCCACCACCAUCAGACUACGUGUUAUUGUCCGCUGCCUUACACGUGCACAGGGAUGGUCUCCCUCCUUUUAAGAGCGCCUCGGCCUGGGCUUCAAAACCCCAGUAACUUUCACCCGGCUGUAAUUCAAAGUGACCCUUGGGCUAGGUCUGAAGAAUACAGGAAAAAAAAUCAGAAUGAAAAGGGGAAGAAUAAGGAAAGCAAACUCCUCUUAAGAAAGCAAAGGUCACACAGGGUUGGGUCCCCGCUGUAAAGGCUUGAAAGGAAACAUUCCAAACUCGUGCCUGGGAGCCUAGAGGCGGGGUGGAGAGAAGAAGGAGGAGCUGCGGGAGGUUCGAA
Messenger RNA from Loxodonta africana (African savanna elephant), 2795 nucleotides. RefSeq names its product KLF transcription factor 1 (gene KLF1). Gene Ontology annotation, biological process: regulation of transcription by RNA polymerase II. Lineage: Eukaryota; Metazoa; Chordata; Mammalia; Proboscidea; Elephantidae. Gene Ontology annotation, molecular function: DNA-binding transcription factor activity, RNA polymerase II-specific; RNA polymerase II cis-regulatory region sequence-specific DNA binding. The transcript has 3 exons. The record is from RefSeq and is a predicted model, not a curated record. The coding region runs from base 486 to 1574 and encodes 362 amino acids.